AUGCAGAUGGAGGCUGAAGACCCAACAGCGGCGGUCCUCUUGUGUGAAGUGGUGGUGAUGGAGAUCCUCUCUUGGCUUCCUGCAAAGCCUCUGACGCGCCUGAAGCUUGUGUGCAAGUCAUGGAACUCUAUCAUCUCCCACCCUCACUUCGUCAAACUUCACCUUCACCGUUCACCCAAAAUUGCCAUCCUCCUCUUUACGCCCCUCGACGAAGAAAAUAAAUGGGGCUUAGUGUUUAGUAGCGUUGAGUCUUUCAUCCAGAAUCCAUCAUCUACUCUUGAUGCUCAAGAGAAUCGCUACUCUCUACACGUAAACGACUGGGUUGUGGGGUAUAUUUCAGAGAACUCGCCGUGCUUACGUGUCAAUAUGCUCAAUGCUCUUGGAUUUGGGUAUGAUGAGUCAAGUGGCAGUUACAAGGUACUGGCUAUCAUUUGGGAUUCUUCUGGAACACUGAUUACGCAAGUUUAUAGCUUUGGUGGCAGUUCAUGGAAGAGGAUCAAGAGUUUUCCUGCUUUUCCGUUUUCUUGUCAAGAUAAUGGCUACUUCAUCGGUGGCACUCUUAAUUGGAUAGCUCUCCGUAACCCGCAUGGAGCUGAUUAUGAUUGGUAUGCUGUUACACUUGAUAUGUUAAUGCUUGUUUCUUUUGACCUGAAAUCUGAUACAAGUAAACAGAUUCCGCUUCCAAAGGGUAUCGAUGAGAUCCCGGUCAAGAGCCAACCCUGGGAGUUUGGGGAAAUAGCCUGUAUCUUCUUCAUGAUUACAACAGCACUCAUUUUAUUGCAUGGCAAAUGA
Arachis stenosperma is the source of this 792-nucleotide messenger RNA. Its product is annotated as F-box/kelch-repeat protein At3g23880-like. Bases 1 to 792 code for a protein of 263 amino acids. Gene Ontology annotation, molecular function: protein binding. Lineage: Eukaryota; Viridiplantae; Streptophyta; Magnoliopsida; Fabales; Fabaceae. The record is from RefSeq and is a predicted model, not a curated record. The transcript has 2 exons.